Molecule: messenger RNA, 5557 nt
Organism: Onychostoma macrolepis
Lineage: Eukaryota; Metazoa; Chordata; Actinopteri; Cypriniformes; Cyprinidae
Gene: sp3a
Product: sp3a transcription factor
Exons: 8
Coding region: 179-2299 (706 amino acids)
Biological process (GO): regulation of transcription by RNA polymerase II
Molecular function (GO): DNA-binding transcription factor activity, RNA polymerase II-specific; RNA polymerase II cis-regulatory region sequence-specific DNA binding
Source: RefSeq, a predicted model, not a curated record
GGAGAGACGAAGGGCGGGACAUCCGGUUGGUGACGCAGUUGGCGAAGUGGAAGCCCCGCCGUCAAUCAAAUUAGGAAAAAAACAAACUGGACUAAAGCGAGCGCAGGCACCGAUUAAAAGAACCAUGCUCGGAGUGUAAUUAAAUGCAGAUAUCAGUCUUCUUUAAAGAACUCACGUAAUGACCGCGCCUGAAGGGCCAGUGAAAGCGGGAGUCAUGGCGGACAGCGGCAGCGCUCAGGACGGCGGUGGCGCGGAACAGGACGGACAGCCCUCGCCGCUCGCCCUGCUCGCCGCCACUUGCACCGGCCUCGGUUCGCCCGCCCCCGGAGCAGAGAACGGGGCUAACUCCAAUAAUAAUGCUGCUGCUGGAGGGAACGCAGCCCUCUCAGUGCAGUUAACAGGGUCAUCUGAAAGGUGGGAGGCGGUGAAGGACGACUCGGGUGUCCUGCAUCUCCCCGGCACGGGUAUCGUCACGUCCAACGGACAGUAUGUUCUUCCUCUCCAGAGCCUACAGGGUCUCCAGAACCAGUCCAUCUUACUCACUUCAGGGACCGACGCGUCCGCCGGUGCAGUGCCUAACAUCCAAUACCAAGUCAUCCCUCAGGUGCAGACGGCCGAAGGGCAGCUGGGUUUCUCUGCCUCUGCCGUCGAGGGGGCCUCAAUGGCGCAGGACGCCGCAGGGCAGAUCCAUAUCCUCCCGGACGGCACCCAGACCAUCAGCGUCACCGGCACAGACGUUCUCAGCAACAGUCAGAACCUCAUGACCCAGUCUGGCCAAGUGCACCAGAUCCCGCAGGUGUCUCUGGGAAGCUCUGCCUUCAGCACUCAGGGUCAGGUGGUCACUAAUGUGCCUCUGGGUUUGCCUGGUAACAUUACCUUUGUGCCCAUAAACAGCGUGGAUCUGGACUCUCUCGGGCUCUCUGGAGCCCAGCCGAUCGCCACAGGUGUCACAGCUGACGGACAGCUGAUCAUGACCAAUCAGACCGUGGAGAACUCUGAGGGCUUGGCCAAAGCAGGGGAACAGCAACAGACACUCAACUCCAGUGCAGCUGCAGACAUGUUUGUGCCUACCACGUCUUCAGCAUCCUCCUCAUCCUCGCAGCAGCACACCAGCACGAUAGACGGCACUGGCGUGUUGACGCAGUCUGGAGAGCAGGGAGACGGGUCGGGCUACCUCAGUCAGGGCACGGUGCAGGUGUCUGGAGGACAGCAGGUGAUCCAGUUACAGCAUUUGCCCUUGCAGACCACUGACGGUCAGGUGUCUGCUCAGGCCCAGCAGUCUCUGCAAAAUGUCCAGCUCAUCAACCCAGGAACAUUCCUCAUCCAGGCCCAAACUGUCACUCCGUCAGGACAGAUACAAUGGCAGACCUUCCAGGUCCAAGGAGUUCAGAAUCUCCAGAACCUUCAGCUCCAGACGGCUCCAACUCAGCAGAUUACUCUCGCCCCAGUGCAAACGCUGUCUCUGGGUCAGGGCGGUACACCUGUCAGCUUGACCUCCGGACAGAUGCCUAACCUGCAGUCAGUGACUGUGAACACUGUGGGCCAGGCAGGCAUUCAGUUCCAGCAGUCUGAGGACACAGACAGCACUGGAGAUAUUCAGAUUAAGGAGGAGCCUGAUUCGGAGGAGUGGCCUCUGGACAGUAGCUCUACGCUGAAUGCCAAUGACCUCUCUCACCUUCGUGUUCGUUUAGUGGAGGAGGAGAUGGAGGGAUUGAACCAGGAGGGCAAACGUCUGCGCAGGGUCGCAUGUACCUGCCCCAACUGCAAAGAGGGAGGCGGGAGGGGAUCUAACAUGGGCAAGAAGAAACAGCACGUGUGCCAUAUAGCUGGCUGCGGGAAGGUAUAUGGGAAGACGUCUCACUUGAGAGCUCACCUGCGCUGGCACUCGGGAGAGAGACCCUUUGUCUGCACCUGGAUGUUUUGUGGGAAAAGGUUCACGCGCAGUGAUGAAUUGCAGCGACACAGGAGAACACACACUGGAGAGAAGAAGUUUGUGUGUUCAGAGUGUUCGAAGCGGUUCAUGCGCAGCGACCACCUGGCCAAGCACAUAAAGACGCAUCAGAACAAGAAGGGAGGGGGCGGAGCCAUGGUGGCCAGCGUGGGCGGAGCCAUGUCCUCGGACAGCAUCAUCACGACAGGCGGCACCACACUCAUCCUCACCAACAUCCAGCCCGGCACCAUGCAGGGCCUGGCCACCGUCAACGCUACCGUCAACACGUCUAACUCACAGGACCAGCUGAGCACAGCCGAGAUUCCUCUGCAGUUAGUCUCAGUGUCCGCCGGGGACACGGCCGAGUGACAAACCGCUGCUCUGAGAUGCAGCUGAACGCUCUGUUAGACUGCCAAGGUUCCGCCUCUUCCUGUAUGACAUCACAUCCUCUUCUCCCGCAACCUGAGACUUCAUACGUCGAUUCCAUGCUCACGCAUUUACCUUGCUUUUAUACCUUUACAUAUUUACCCUCUUUUACGUAAAUAUGUACAUUUACGUGAAUGCAUAUAUACACACACACACACACACACACACACACACAUAUAUAUAUAUAUAUAUAUAUAAAUAUAUAUAUAUAUAUUUUACAAAUAUAGAAUUAUUGGGGUUUUGUUCAUCUUUUUAUGGGGGAAGCAUUAUUUCUUGUUUUCACAUACAACACUGAAAUGCCUUAUAUUGUAUUAUAAGCUGUCGUGUACAAAGCUCGAGUUCUUCAUGGGUGUCAAGCAUCUGUUUCAGUGUGUACUUGUUGGAAUGAGAAUAAUCGUGUUGUGUAAAGAAUGCAGCGGUGGUGACAGGCUGGUGGCUGAUGUUAAAGGAGCAGCUUAGCCAAAAGUGAAAAUUCUCACAUUAUUUAUUCCCCCUCCCAUUAGGGCAUUCCAAACUCGUGCGGUUUCUUUGAGGGAAAAUAGUUUUCUUUACAUGCAACAAGACUUCCAUGUCUGUCAAGCUCCAGAAUGGACAAAAACUGGUCCAUGUGACUGAAUAAAUGCAAGCUUUUUUUCAGUGAGAGUCAUCCCAUCAGCUGUAUAACUUUGUCAUGGGCUUUGGUUGGAUGGGAACUUAAGGGUCUGUUCCUCACACAAAGCUUCAGAAGAAUGUAGCAUCUUGGGUCUGAACUAGUUCUUGUGGAGCAGGGGAGUAAGUAAUGGCAGAAUUUCCAUUUGUGGGUGAGCUGUUUCUCAUUUUAAUUAUAGUUCGUAAGUGAUAUUCGUGGUGUAAGUUCUCUGUAUAAGGAAGAUGUAAAACUUUGGAGAGAAGCCUGCCAUUGUGCUGUUGGGAGUAAUGAAGGUGUCCAAUAGUGUCUUUACGUGUCUCCGAUGCUCCUCAUGAAAAUGCAUUUGAUUUAUUUUAUGUAGUUUUAAUUUGAGUAGGUAAACCCAGGCCUGGCAAAGGGGAAAAAUAUGAAACAAUCAUGUAAUUAAAAGCAUUUUAUGUAUCAUAAUUCUCAAACCAGUUGAUGAGAUCUUUCAGUAUGAAUUUGUUGUGAAUCAAAGUCUUUUUGAUUCAUAAAGUGAUAUUUAUAUACAUUGUAACCUGGAUUUGUGGUGUCCACAACUGCUUUUCUAAGGAAAAAACAAAACAAAAAAAAAAACUCCCUUUGGCUUUACUUUUUUAAAGAACUGGACUGUAAUCAGCGCCAAGAAUCAUUUGUAUGAAAUGAAGCGGUUUGUAGAUUGCCAAAUUUGAUAAAUAGAGAGAAAAACUCUUGAUUUAUGUCUGAUGGUUUGCAGCAUUAAUAUGCAGAUCUGUACUGUGUUUCAGGACCAAACGAGCAGCUCUGAGUGUCUGGCGUCAAUCUAGCAGUGUGCUGUGUCAAAAUACUUCAGUAACAGCCUAUCUGGAUGUGUUAAACAAGCAAAAGCGUGGCGGGACCUUUGCGGUCACAUCACUGCCUAACCGUGUGGUGAUGUAGGCGUCGUUCACGGUGGUCAAUCUGUAGGUUUUGAACUCCUUUGUUCGCUUACUGCAGCCGUGAGUCUGACGCCUUCAAUCACAGAGAGCGAUUGUCCUCAUAGGAGUUAGCUAAUGAACGUUUUGUAAGGAGUUCUCAAGGUUUUAUUUGAAUACACUGCAGGUCAUCAGGGAGGACGCACUCGUUUGCUGUUAGUCCAUGUACAAGUAUGGCUUUGUUUCCAUGUGGUACUGUACAAUUAUUCUCCGCUGAUCUGUUUUUAUUCCUUCAGCUAAUCAUGAUGUCUCUUUAUCUACCGAUUUUGAGUACCGUUGCCAAUUUUUGUGUUGGGGAUUUUAUACCUCCCGUAGCCAAGUUUGUAACGAUCAGGAGUUUGAUUGAAAAGGUCCAGCGGGGUUAAUGGCAGAUAAUGAAACACUAUUUUGUUUUCUGAUUUGAUAAGGGGUGUUCUGUCACAGUGAUCCAGAAUAGCUUUUCCUAGUUGAAGUCUGAUUUGAAUUCGUUCAUUAUACAUAGCAUCUUAACAUGUCACUUUUAUAUUUUUAUUUGGUCAUUUUUCCAAGAAAGCUUCGGACUAUUGUACAAUGCCCACUUUUGAGGGCAGCUGUUUAUUUCACACUAAAAUGACUAAACAUAAUCCUGUGCUUGUCAGUUGUCUUAUUUUCACAGAACACAGAUGCAAAUACGUGCACACAACAGUAAAAAUAGAUAGUUGACAAAUAAGAACCAUACAUUUUAUCCACCCCCAUCAUAAAAAAAACCAAAAACUAUUUUUUUCAGCAGGGAUGAAAAAGUUUGAAUAGGAAAAAGCAUAUGUGCAAUACAUCUACUAUUUGCAUUAAUACAACAAAAUUUAUGAUUGAAAUUUUCAACUUUUCAUGUUUGAAAACAAAUCACUUCUUAAAAUUCCUAGAAAUGUAACUGUGUGUGUGUGUGCACGCAUUUUUGUGACAAAUGAGGGCAUCAAUUUGUAUAAUGACAAGGUUAUGACAUAGGUAUUACAAGGAGAAGGUGACUUUUCAGGACAUUACACCAUGUCCCCACUUUUCAAAACGCUUAUAAAUCACAGAAUGGAGUGUAUUGAAAAUCUGAAAUAGCACAAAAGUUUCCUUUAAGGGGUAGGGUUGGUGUAGGGCAAUAACACAUGCAGUUUGUACAGUAUAAAAACCAUUACGCCUAUGGGAUGUCCCCACUUUUCACAAAAACACACGUGUGUGACCUUUGUGUGUGAAGUCCAGUAGAUGUCACUGCAGCAACAGGAGUAGGAUAUCCAGCUGAGUCUCUGACCGCUUCCUGCCCUCUAAAUCCUGAUAUAUUCCCCAUCCCAUGUGCGUUUAGAAGCUUCUCUGACAUAUUCAAUGUUAAAAUAUGUAUAAAAAGAGCAGGCACGAUGAGCAUCCGCCCACCCAACCCACCGUUUUACCUCCUUAAAUUGCAUAUGAAAUAUGUUGUUUAUUUUUGAACUUGCUCAAGUGUGAACAAAAUUCCCCUCCAUGCCUUUUUCAUUUCAAUUUAGAAAUACACUUAAAGCAAUUUCCUCUUAGAGGGGCUUAUAGAUCAGUCUGUUUUAACUGUUGUCUAUUGUGAACAUUAAAUCCAGCUGUGUGGAAAAUUGAUUUGGAUAGCCGUCAAUGUAUUUUAUUUUUAUUUUUUAU